GAUCGAAAGUGAUCGAGAUUAAGUCGAUCGUGAUAUCGUCGAUUGAAUUCUUACCAAGACCUUCAGCAUUGUAUAUGACGCUCGGCGGUCUAGAUCAGUUUGCCAAGCUAGAGACAUUGGAAGCUUUUAUAUUUACCAAGGAGUGGUCCAUUUCCUAUAGACAUAAUCCUAAUUGACCGGUUCAGACAUGCACUAUACGUAUUCUCUAACAGCGCUUUACGGACAUCCUGCAUUUCCGGAAUGGGUAUCCACUUCAUGGCCGGGUAUCGAACGGUGCUGUGCCUGACCUUGACAGCGACCUUGGUCGCCGGGGUGGAAAGACAUGAGAAUCACAGCCGGAAGGGGGUUAAAAAACACGGAAAACGGGGCGUCCUCGAGCUGAGAUAUGGACUUCCGCAGCAAAAUGGUCCAGCGUCUGUUUAUGGUCCACCUGCAGCAGAGCCUGCUCCAGUCUACGAAAAUCCCGCACCUAUCCUUCAGCCUGCUCCACUUCCGCCUCAACCCGCGGGACAUCCGGUUCCGGUGCAUUUUCAACCCUUGCCGGUUCCUCAUCCUGUUGGUCACCCGGUUCCCAUAACGGCUCCAGCGGGACUUCCGGCGAUUCCGAAUUUUCCAGUCCCUGCACCGGUAAUCGCACAUCCGGUUCCUCAGCCGGUGCCCGUCGGUGCACCGAUCAUCCAAACAGUGACGAAACACGUCGGGAUCCCGGUUCCCGUGCACAUCGACAGGCCAGUUGCAGUUCCCGUUGCCGUUCCUGUUCCCAGGCCGUAUCCCGUCCACGUCGAGAAGAUUGUCCACGUUGAGAAGCCGGUGCAUUAUCCUGUCCACGUGGACAGACCAGUAGCUGUUCCCGUCGCCGUUCCUGUGCUGAAACCCUAUCCGGUCGAGAAGUACGUCCACGUUGACAGGCCGUAUCCGGUUCACGUUGCAGUUCCGGUUCAUAUACCGAAACCGUAUCCUGUUCCCGUUGCGAUUCACACGAAGCAUUGGAAACCAGUCGCACAAUACGGCUGGUAGACUAUCGCAGCGCGUUUUUCAUUUCUACA
Molecule: messenger RNA, 1046 nt
Organism: Diprion similis
Lineage: Eukaryota; Metazoa; Arthropoda; Insecta; Hymenoptera; Diprionidae
Product: zinc finger protein 512B-like
Exons: 3
Coding region: 241-1017 (258 amino acids)
Source: RefSeq, a predicted model, not a curated record